UGAUUUGGAGAUCUUACUACAAUGUUUUACGUGUAAUUAGGGGAGCUUAGGGGGGGCUUGAGCCCCCCUAGCCCCCCUCCUGUAUCCGCCCCUGAACCCGAAAGCUUAUAUGCUCGCAGAUUCUCACUGAUACUUCUGAGGAAGCCCUCGUUGAUAGUGCCAAGAAGGCAUUUGGAGUCUUGCAAAUGGAGCUAGUAUUCCUCUGUGGCUACCUCCACACUAGUUGGCCUAUGGUCUACUGGGAAGGGUUUCACUCGCUCGCCUUUUCUCUCCUACAAAUCUACAAUGUGUUGUGAGGCUGAGCAUGGCUUGGUGGUUGGCGGAAGAUUGUUUUAUACACCGGUUUAAGCCCAAUUUCUUUAUUACCAGAGAUUGAAAUUACUGGAAUAGCAAUUGCAGUGGUGCUUGCCGUGGACAUAGUGGAACCUAUGACAUACUUCCUCUCACUCUGGCAUACGUUGCUGUGUAUAUGCAAGUACGUGAACGGCAACAAAAUAUUUAGACACUUCAUUCUUCUCUCGGGAUCGGUUGAAGUGUUCCUUAGAAGGAAAUCAGUCAUACCUACGAGGAAAUCAGUCAUACCUAUAGGCCAGUACAGCUUCCUACAAUCAUUCAACUACAGUGCGUGGAAGUGGAAACUGGUGCACACACUUACUAUGGGAGUUGUUGAAAGCAAGAGCGAUGGGACAAAACUCUGUGUUACCAUCAAGCUUCCCCAGAAUGCGAAUAUCAAAGUCUUCGAGGCACUCAGCAGGCUUCGCUCCAUGAACCAAGAGGUCCAUCAUCUACCAAGAGACUUCACUCCACUACAUGCAGCUGGUGACUCCACAGAGCGCUACUGGUUGUCUUGCCUUCAGCUACCAACAUGCUCCCAUGUCAUUCUAGUCUUGCACGUUGCAACCAGCCUCUGUCAAAUGAAGCUCGCCCAAGACCAUCCCAUGAAGUUGAGCAGAAUAACCAGAUGCUUGCACUCCUUCCUAGCUAAGUGCCGCCGCUCUUCCAAUCAUUACCUGUUGGAUGAAAAGGCUCUUGAUGGUAAACUCAGGGCUAACUAUGAGGUGGCAAAUAGCUUGUCUCGGUACUGUGCAUACCUGCUUGUGUCCAGGCCUGAUCUGCUGCCUGAUACCAUUUUGGUGCCCAAGGUGCUAUUGCAAAAGGCUGUUGGACAUGCUCGUGACAAGCUGAAAGGCUUUGACGACUCAUGGCAGAGGAUCUACAGGAAGCUCAUGGAAGUGCCACUGGAGGAGCCCUCAGUUCACGGCAGCCAUCAAAGGAAGCUGAGUGUAAACAUAGUGGAGAAAGGAGCAAAACUAGGCAAGAAGUUGAUUGACCAAGAGACGGAAGAACAUCGCUGGGAGAUCCUAGCUAAAAUAUGGGUUAGUUUACUCAUACACAUUGCCCCCAGCCCCAAUGCAGAAGCACACAACAAAUAUCUCAAGCCCGGAUGUGAGUUCAUAAGCUACAUCUGGGCACUGUUUUGCCACUGUGGCAUUGAGAAGAGCGAGCUAUGGCAGGAGUACUGUGUAGGAUAAAGGAAUGGUUCUCUUGGAUCAUCUCAGCAAAACAAAGGCGUAGCUGCUACCCAGGUUCAGCAACCUAUUGCCUCUGGUCCAGCUACGGCUCAACCUUUCCAGGCUAGUGGUGUUUACUGUGAUCUUGAGGGUGGGGAAAUUAUGGAGACUGGUCCGACUCUACUAGAAUAAUCUUGAUGCCAUUCUUGUUUUACAUUCCUAGCUUCGAACUACAUGUACGUCUCAUAUUGUCAUAUUCAGAUUUGCAUGUGCAGACGCCAGUUGUGUUUGUCUUCAAAUGUGAUUUAAUGUAACAGCGUGUGACGUGUGCUUUCUUUACAGAACCUUGAAGCUAUGUGGUUGAGUGGAUUAUGAUUGUAUUAUUCUGACUGAUAA
Molecule: messenger RNA, 1907 nt
Organism: Panicum virgatum (switchgrass)
Lineage: Eukaryota; Viridiplantae; Streptophyta; Magnoliopsida; Poales; Poaceae
Exons: 1
Coding region: 429-1532 (367 amino acids)
Source: RefSeq, a predicted model, not a curated record